This is a messenger RNA of Gymnodraco acuticeps, 1558 nucleotides long. RefSeq names its product zinc finger and SCAN domain-containing protein 12-like. Lineage: Eukaryota; Metazoa; Chordata; Actinopteri; Perciformes; Bathydraconidae. The coding region runs from base 233 to 1378 and encodes 381 amino acids. Gene Ontology annotation, biological process: regulation of transcription by RNA polymerase II. Gene Ontology annotation, cellular component: nucleus. Gene Ontology annotation, molecular function: RNA polymerase II cis-regulatory region sequence-specific DNA binding; DNA-binding transcription factor activity, RNA polymerase II-specific. The transcript has 2 exons. The record is from RefSeq and is a predicted model, not a curated record.
CCAAGGAACAGCCUGCCUGUCUGCCUCAUUUCAGAGUGGGUUAUUGAAGCCGAAGCCUGGUGCUUCAGUCCGGGAAGACUGCAGAGAGUCCUCCCCUGUAUUCCUCCACUACGGUCUGGGAGCAGCAUCUAUCUCCACUGUUGCUGUAACCAUGUUAAUGUCCCUCUGUGGGACCAAUAAAGGACUUCUGAUUCUGGGACAGACAGAAGAGAGGGGGGAGGGGCGGGUUUGAAUGCGGACUUCUUCUUUUCCCGGAUUUGAAGAGUCCUCUUCCUCGCAGCCUACCGUAUCCCAGGAUGCAAUGCGCGCCGGUGACGAGGAAACAAAGAAAAUGUCGGUCCGGUCUCAGAGAGAAAGCAGCACGUCAGGAGUAACUGAUAAAUACGUCCAGCAGCUGCUGGUGGUUAAAGAAGAGGUUCUCCCUGAGCAGCAGGAGUGGAGCUCCAGUCUGGACCAGGAGGACCCAGAGCCCCCCCCACACAUUAAAGAGGAACAGGAGGAACUCUGGAGCAGUCAGGAGGGAGAGCAGCUUCAAGGGCUGGAGGAGGCUGAUAUCAUCAAGUCCACAUUCACUCCUGUCCCUGUGAAGAGUGAAGAUGAUGAGGAGAAACCUCAGUCCUCUCAGCUUCAUCAAAGACAAACUGAACACCUGGAAACAGAAGCUGAUGGAGAGGACUGUGGAGGACCAGAACCAGCCAGGAACUCAGAUCCAGAGAGACAUUUACAACCAGAGACUGAGGACAACCCUGGAGACUCUUCUGAACCUGACACUGAAGACAGUGCUGAUUGGAAGGAGACCAGAGAACCAGGUUCAAACUCUCAGGAAAAUACUCAAGACCCCGUUAGUGAUUCAAGACGUAGUGCCGGAGAGAAAACAUUCGGCUGCUCUUUGUGUAAGAAAACAUUUAAACAGAGAGGAAAUGUAAAUCGGCACAUGAGAAUCCACACAGGAGAGAGAAAAUUUGGGUGCUCAGUUUGUAAGAAAUAUUUUUCACAGAGAGGACAUUUAAAGACACACAUGAGACUCCACACAGGAGAGAAAAUAUUUGGCUGCUCAGUCUGUGAGAAAGCUUUUACACAGAGAAGACAUUUAAAGACCCACAUGAGAAUCCACACAAGAGGGAAACCAUUCAGCUGCUCAAUUUGUAAGAAAUAUUUUGCAGAGAGAGGAGAUGUAAAGAAACACAUGAGAAUCCACACAGGAGAGAAACCAUACAGCUGCAGUGUUUGUGACAAAAGAUUUACCUGGAGUAGUCAGCUCAAAAUCCAUAAGUGUGUUGGUCGUCAGUCCCCACAGCUUCAUCAAACUCAAACUGAGGAGAACAGAGAGGCAGAGCCUCCAGCCAGCAGAUCAGCUGAACACCUGGAAACAAGCUGAUGGAGAGGACUGUGGAGCAUUGGUUCUCAAAUUGGGGUACGCGGACCUCUAGGGUUACGUUGGAGUACUGCAGGGAUUUCGUGAGAUUUCUUUUAUGUUAAUGAAAAAAAAGUAAUGCUUUUAAACAAACUACUAAUAGUAACUACUUCAUUCAAAAGUUUACAGUAAUUCUGGAUAAUA